CGGUUGGGUUCGGUUGGGUUCAUCAUCAGGCGUAUUUUGGUUUUCCAUCUUGAUUUUAAUGUAUUUGGUGCUUUAAAAAAAUAAUACCUAGUGCUUCCCCUAAGUGUAUAUUUGACGAUUGGAUUAAGAAGAGCUAAAGAAUGAAUGAACACUAGAAAACAAGUUAUAUUUUUUAAAGCUUUUAAAAAAGACUCAAGGUAAAACAGUUUUCUAAAAGUACGCGUAGUAUAUAAAUGCUAAAUUGCUUUAAAUGUUAUAAUUUUAGUGUUUAUUUCUUUAUUUUUCUUUUUUUAUUUUUUAUUCUCCCAAUGAUGGAUGGAUUUUUCUAAGAGGCAAACUUAAGAAAAUUGUUGCUUCGAGUUGUUAAAUUACAAACAAAAAAUGCGUUUAAUGGUUUAAUUUGAAAACAGAAAAAUCAAGGACUAAAAAAUCAUCCUCGAAUAUGAUAAUAGGAAAAUAUCUAAAGGAUAAAAACCGGUGAUCUCACGUACUUUUUUCUGGAAAAACGAUCAAAACACAAAAACAAUGGGUUUCUCAAAACACACGUUUACGUUGCUGGUGAUUUUAUUGGACCCUUCCAGUAUUUUUGUGUGUGCUCAAAAUAAAGGAAAUGACGUAGAGCCCGUGUUUUUGUCCGAGAUGUCAAAUAUAACUGUUCCACAAGGACGUGAUGUGUCAUUUAUCUGCAUAGUUAACAAUUUAGGACAAUAUCGGGUUGCGUGGAUUAAAUCGGAUUCAAAAGCAAUACUUGGAAUACAUACACACAUGGUAUCCUUGAAUCCAAGAUUAUCAGUAACGCAUAAUGGACACAACACAUGGAAACUACUUAUAGCUCACGUUCAGUUAAAUGAUUCUGGCAGUUAUAUGUGUCAGUUAAAUACAGAUCCUAUGAAAAGUCUGUCUGCCUACCUUGAAGUUGUAGUCCCUCCUGAUAUUCUAAAUCAACCUGGACCAACCGAAGCUUUUUUAGGGAUCAGCAAUGAAGGGGGAACAAUACAAUUACAUUGUAAUGCAACAGGAGUACCAGAACCGACAGUUUUAUGGAGGCGUGAAGGAGGAAAAAAUAUAAUUUUACGAACGGAAAAUAAGGAUAAACGUGUUUUGAAGUCAGUAGAAGGCGCAAGAUUAGCGCUCACCAACGUACAGCGAACAGAUAUGGGAGGUUAUCUAUGCAUCGCUUCAAAUGGAGUUCCUCCAUCUGUCAGCAAAAGAUUUGAUGUCUAUGUGCAUUUUCCACCUUCAAUAAAAACAUUAAAUCAGUUAGUUGCAGCACCAGUUGGUAGCCAAGUGACCUUGGAAUGUUUUGUUGAAGUAUUUCCAAAGCCCUUGAAUGGAUGGUACAGGGAUCAAGAGCUACUUAAAAACAGUGAUGGUCUUAAAUACAACGUCUCCGAAGUGAUGAUAAAUCAAUAUACAUGGCAAAUGAACUUGACGAUUUACCAAUUGACUAAAGCAGAUUUCGGGCCUUAUAUUUGUUCAAGCGUGAAUGCCCUUGGAAAACAUGAAGCUCGAAUAAGAUUUCAAGAACUUAGGUUACCAAAACCAAAAACCACAACUGUAACGAAAGUAAGCUCCACAAUAAAAUCAAUAAGGAAGCAGACAUUGAGCUACAACAAAGAAAUAAAUGAAGUUUUUCGGCCCAAACAAGUCAUUGUGAUCAAUCAUAUGCUAGAAAAUGGCACUGACGCAACUGUGAACAAUGAUGGACCAAUAUCUCAAAUAUCAACUGUGUACGAGCAUGACAGUACGCGCAACACACAUUCUUCAGCUGUAGUUCCAUCAUCUCGAUCACCAAGAUUGCUAACCAAUGGAGCUAAAACUCAACUUGGCGGAAUUUUUUCAACAAGCUAUGGACAUUUUUAUUUUGUAUGCAUAUUUCUAAUUCUGUUAUUUGAGUGAUGGGAUAGUUGCUCGUGAUUGCGGCUUCCAUCUUCUAUUGUAUUAAAUAAGUACGAGUAUAUUGCAAUAUGUUAGAGGAAAGAGUAAAUCUUAAUUCCAUUCUUAAGAUUUUGUUAAAUUUUCAAAUCUAGUUCAUUUUAAAAAACAACAAAACAAAAAAUUGCUGAUAGUUUUGGUAUUCCAUAUUUUUAAGUUUUACUGUUACUCAAUAAUUAAUAACUAUAACCCCGAAAGUAUUUCUAACAACUUAAUUUAUCCACCUUACGAAUUAAUAAGGAAUGUGUAAUAGCAAUGGACAAAGAUCUUUUAACAAGAAUUUAAAACGUUAUAACAUUUAAAUAUUUCUGUAAUUUUAAAAAUAGAUAUGUAUAAAUCGAUUUAUUUAUUAAAUAAUUAUUUAUAAAAUUUAUAAUAUAAUAAUUAUAUUUUUAAUUUCUUGCAAUUUUAAAAUGACUACAACUAAAA
Molecule: messenger RNA, 2364 nt
Organism: Eupeodes corollae
Lineage: Eukaryota; Metazoa; Arthropoda; Insecta; Diptera; Syrphidae
Gene: DIP-lambda
Product: lachesin
Exons: 10
Coding region: 526-1899 (457 amino acids)
Cellular component (GO): neuron projection
Source: RefSeq, a predicted model, not a curated record